AUGGCAGUGGAAGGAGUCCAUGUCCUGCUGGUCACAUUACCAUUUCAAGGUCACAUAAACCCAAUGCUCAGAUUUGCCAAACGCCUUGUAUCAAAAGGCCUUCACGUAACACUUGCCACACUCGAAGUCUUUAGUCAAACACUUUCAAAUGCCAAGUCCUACACCAACCUCAACACCCAGGUCGAUGAAACCCCCGAACUCCAUCUCGAGUUCUUCUCUGAUGGCCUCCACCUCGACCUUGAUCGCAACAAGCACCUCGAUCUCACAUUACAGUCCUUGCCAUUGUUGGGCUCGAAAAAUCUCUCCAAUCUCAUCACAAAUCUGGCCGCUAAUGGUCGAACAUUUUCUUGCAUAAUCUAUCAAAUCUUCGUUCCUUGGGUAGCAGAUGUUGCGGCUGAUCACGGCAUCCCUUGUGCCAUGCUCUGCAUACAAGGUUCUUCUCUCUUUUCCAUUUACCAUCGAUACCAUAAUGAUUUCGAAGCAUUCCCGCCAUUUGAUAAUCCAAAUAAUGCCUUACAGUUGCCUGGGCUGCCAUUGUUGGAAGUAAAAGAUCUUCCAACAUUUAUCCUUCCGUCGUGUCCUCAACACUUCAAGAAUGUGCUGUCAGAUUCAUUUCGAAGUUUGGAGAAAGUGAAUUGGGUUUUGGUCAAUUCAUUCUAUGAGCUGGAGGCUGAUGUGGUGAAGUCCAUGGCUUUGCUCAAACCUCUUCUUCCCAUAGGCCCGUUGGUGCCCUCUUCACUAAUAGGAAAAGAAGAAGUGAUAAUGGAUCGUCUUGAUAUGUGGAAUUCUGAUGAUUCUUGUUUGGAAUGGCUGGACAAGAAGCCGAAUUCAUCGGUUGUGUAUCUCGCAUUUGGCAGCCUAACUGUGUUGGCAAAAAAGCAGAUUGAGAACAUAGCUAUGGCAUUAAAGAAAAGCAAACGGCCAUUUCUUUGGGUUAUCAAGUCAGGAGAGAGAGAUUCCGACAAGGAAAAUGGACUGCCAGUUGGGUUUAUGGAAGAGACCAAUGGCACGGGACUGGUGGUGUCAUGGUGUAAUCAGGAAAAGGUGCUUAUGCACGGUGCUUUGGCUUGUUUUGUGAGCCAUUGUGGGUGGAACUCGACUUUGGAGGCGGUGGCGGCUGGGGUGCCUGUGAUUGCAUUUCCGGAGUGGACGGACCAACCCACGAAUGCAAAGCUUCUAGUUGAUGUUUUCAAGAUGGGAGUGAGAAUGAGGCCCCAGGAAGACGGGGUUGUCACCAAAGAGGAGGUUGAAAGAUGCAUUUUUGAAGUCACUGAGGGGCUGAGGGCGACGGAGAUUAAGGAAAGGGCAGCAGAAUUGAAGGACGCGGCCAGAAAGGCGGUUGCAGAUGGUGGUUCUUCUGAUGGGAAUGUUGAUUAUUUCAUCAGCCAAAUCAUUGAACAAUCUAGCUAGACUCUGGUCAUCAGAG
Molecule: messenger RNA, 1426 nt
Organism: Cornus florida
Lineage: Eukaryota; Viridiplantae; Streptophyta; Magnoliopsida; Cornales; Cornaceae
Product: UDP-glycosyltransferase 84B1-like
Exons: 1
Coding region: 1-1410 (469 amino acids)
Molecular function (GO): UDP-glycosyltransferase activity
Source: RefSeq, a predicted model, not a curated record